Molecule: messenger RNA, 2543 nt
Organism: Ruditapes philippinarum (Manila clam)
Lineage: Eukaryota; Metazoa; Mollusca; Bivalvia; Venerida; Veneridae
Product: cytochrome P450 3A24-like
Exons: 1
Coding region: 29-1636 (535 amino acids)
Molecular function (GO): oxidoreductase activity, acting on paired donors, with incorporation or reduction of molecular oxygen; heme binding; iron ion binding
Source: RefSeq, a predicted model, not a curated record
ACUGAGGGUGACCCUACUAUAUAGGAAAAUGAGUUGGCAAUAUCUGGCCGUAGCAUGGAGUUAUAUCUUGCUGAUUAUAAUUGUUUUACUUUUCAUAAUUUUACAUCAAAGGAAGAAGAAGCAGUUUUUUGACAAUGUUGGAGUGACAUGCGAGCCGACAUGGCCUAUUUUAGGGGCCUUUCCAACAAUCCACCAACAAGGUAUUUUAGAACAUGACAUUUUUGCGAUAGAAAAAUAUGGCACCGUCCACGGCUCUUACCUUGGUAAUAUUCCAACGCUUGUUGUCGCUGAUCCGAUAUUAGUAAAAGAGAUAUUUUUGCGGCAAUCAAACAAUUUCCCAUACAGAAUGCAAGCUCUAUAUGUUUCAAAAUGGUGGGAAAAUGGCGUGGUCAUAGCAAGCGGAAAGCACUGGCGAUAUUUAAGAGCGCUUAUUAGUCCUUCAUUUAGUACUGGCAGACUUCGAGAGAUGCAACCAAGAUUGUUGAAGUGUAUCAAUGUCAUGAUAGAUUGUUUAAAUGACAAGGUUGAAGUAUCUGGCGAGAUUGACUGCGACAUACGGGCCAUUCUUGGGGCAUUAACUAUGGACAUAAUUUGCAGCACUUCUUUCGGUAUAGAUAUGAAUACAUUGAGAAACAUGGAAAACGACUUCACGAAACACGCCAAGAUUGUAAGCACGCUAAAUAUUGAAUCGAAUCCAGUUAACGCUCUUCCGUUUAUUGUACCAAGUAUAAGACGGGUGUUCGAAUUUCUAGACCUUGAUUACGUAGACAAAACAUCGUUAAAUUAUGUGAAAAACGCAGUCACAGAUAUGAUAAACCACCGUAAAAGUCAAACUGACAUGUCUUUUAAAGAUACCUUAAGCAGUUUAAUGAACGCGCAUAAAGGACAAAGUGAAACAGACAUCAACGGCAACACAACUAAAUCAAUUAAUACCCCAAGACCGCGUUACCCAGAGCAAAACUAUAAGAAAACACUGAAUGAAUUUCAAGAAUUUAAAGAGAAAGGCCUUUCAGACGACGAACUUGCAGCAAACGCGCUUAUUGUAUUGAUGGCUGGUUACGAUACAACUGCGACAACUUUAACAUGGAUGUGUUACCUUCUAGCCACUCAUCCGGAUAUCCAAGAAAAGCUGCUAAAGGAAAUUGACAGUAUUGUAGGGUCAGAUGACCCUGACUAUGACAGUGCGACUAAAUUAGAAUAUUUAGACUGUUUUUUAUGUGAAACUCUUAGACUGUACCCAGCGGCUAACAGGACUGGAAGGGAUGCAUGCGUUGAUACAAAAGUCUGUGACUACAAUAUAAAGAAAGGGCUCUCAGUAACUGUUCCAAUUUAUGCAAUGCAUCGUAUGUCUGAAUAUUGGAACCAACCCGAGCAGUGCAUUCCGGAAAGAUUUUCACCUGAAAACAGACAUGAUAUAAACCCAUAUGCUUAUAUUCCGUUCGGGGUUGGACCUCGCGCAUGCGUGGGGAUGAGGAUGGCGCAGAUGAUGUGUAAAAUAAUAAUGGUGAAAUUUUUACAACAUUUUUCUGUAAAAGUGUGUGAUCAAACUGAGAAUCCUCCGCUCUUGGAAAAAAGUCUCUUGACAAAGCCUGUCAAUGGAAUGUUCUUGAAAGUAGUUCCAAGGAAAUGUGCCUGAAAGUAGUUCCAAGAGAUAUUUAUACAUAAUAAUUCUCAAGCUUUUAAAAACAAAGAAUUCAGUUUUCAUUUUUUGUACAAAACUUCAUUUUUUUUCUUUCACUACAAUAUAACUUGCUUCAAAACUUCUUUAAAUCACCAAAGAUUUUUUCAUAAAUUGACUAAUCUAUUGACUAAUCAAUUUACGAUAGUUGACUUUAGAAAAGGGAACUAUUAAUUUGGUGAUAACCGUUUCACAAAUUAACAGUAUAUAAUUUUAGGAUAUACAUGUAUAUAUUUUUAGUUAUUCGUUUUACAAUAAAAAAUAUUUCUAAUGAAUAAAUCGUCUCAAUGAUUUUAUGAACUACAUAUGUAAUAUAAAAUUCUGAAUAUAUUUGUUUAUCAAAUAUAUCAUUAUGCCAAAAGAACAAUUUAUUUGUUUGUUGUUGUUUUUUGUUGUUUUUUUUUUAUCUAAAAACCGACUGUUUCAUUUUGUUGUAUAUUUUCCCAAGAUUUGUAAGUACCAAGUCAUGUUUUUUGUUUUGUUUUUUUGUUUGUAGUAUUUUUGUAUUACCAAUUUUCUUCUUAUAACAUCAUUUUUCCUAUGUUGGAUUAUCAUACCUAAUUAUUCAUUUAGAAUCGUCUGGAAAGUUUCGACCAGACCUUCGAGAUGUACUUCUGAUGAACGCCUCUUAUAUAACUGACUCAGUUAUUUCUAACUAAUUGCUUAACUUUUCGAUUUAGAAGAUAUUACAAAAUCAAGGUACUGAUACCUUAUUUUAUUUUAAUCUUAUUUUCUUUCAUUUCAGUCAUAAUACAAAGUCUAAAACUUUUCUAAAAAUGCAGUACUGUUUAGUUAAAAUUGACACUUUCAGUUUGUAACGGAACCAAAAAAUAUUUUUUUUUUGUCCCAGGUUUGUAGGUAUUUU